AUGGCGCGCUCGCUGCAAGAGCUGUACGUGUCUGAACGAGAGGGCAAUGAUUCCACUGGUGAUGGGACCCAAAAGAAACCGUUCAAGACUGUUUUAAAGGCUCUGAUGACGGCAGGAAAGGAACCGUUUCCUACUAUUUACGUGGAUUCGCAAAAAGAGAGCGAGAGAUGGGCCAUUAUUUCAAAGUCACAGAUGAAAAAUGUCAAAAAACUGUGGCACAGGGAACAAAUGAAGAAUGAAGCUAAGGAGAAGAAGGAGGCAGAAGAUCUCUUGAGAAGAGAGAAGAACCUGGAGGAAGCUAAGAAAGUUGUGAUCAAGAGUGAUCCUAGUCUCCCAGAGCCCAAAUGUGUAAAGAUUGAUGCUCUGGAAGCGUACAGAGGCCAGAGAGUGAAGAUUUUUGGCUGGAUUCACAGAUUACGGAGACAAGGAAAAAAUUUGAUGUUCAUUGUUUUGAGAGAUGGCACAGGUUUUCUUCAAUGUGUCCUUUCAGAUGAACUGUGUCAGUGUUACAACGGGCUAAUUCUCUCUACGGAGAGCAGUGUUGCAGUGUAUGGCACACUGAACCUUGUUCCUGAAGGCAAGCAGGCUCCAGGAGGCCACGAGCUGAACUGUGACUACUGGGAGCUUAUUGGUCUGGCCCCAGCAGGAGGGGCUGAUAAUCUACUCAACGAGGAUUCGGAGGUUGAUGUGCAACUUAACAACAGGCAUAUGAUGAUUCGAGGCGAGAAUAUGUCUAAAAUCUUCAAGGUGCGCUCCAUGGUAGUACAAGCCUUCAGGGAUCAUUUCUUUGCCAACGGAUAUUACGAAGUCACACCACCAACUUUAGUCCAGACGCAGGUGGAAGGAGGCUCCACCCUGUUCAAACUGGAUUAUUUUGGUGAAGAGGCAUACUUGACACAAUCAUCCCAGCUCUACCUGGAGACCUGCAUUCCCGCACUGGGUGACGUUUUUUGUGUUGCUCAGUCAUACAGAGCUGAGCAGUCCAGGACCCGCAGACACCUGGCAGAGUACACUCACGUUGAAGCUGAAUGCCCUUUUAUAACUUUUGAGGAUUUGUUGGACCGUCUGGAGAGCUUGGUUUGUGAUGUAGUAGACAGAGUCUUGAAAUCACCUGCAGCAAGCUUACUAUAUGACCUAAACCCGGGCUUCAAGCCCCCUAAGCGUCCUUUCAGACGAAUGAACUAUUCUGAAGCCAUUGAGUGGUUAAAGGAACACGAUGUGAAGAAGGAAGACGGCACUUUUUACGAGUUUGGGGAAGAUAUUCCUGAAGCUCCUGAGAGGUUGAUGACAGACACCAUUAAUGAGCCAAUCUUGCUGUGCCGAUUUCCUGCGGAGAUAAAGUCUUUCUAUAUGCAGCGCUGUCAUGACGAUUCCCGGCUGACUGAAUCUGUUGAUGUGUUGAUGCCUAAUGUUGGUGAAAUCGUUGGAGGCUCUAUGCGUACCUGGGACAGCGAGGAGCUACUUGAAGGCUACAAGAGAGAGGGCAUCGAUCCCACGCCGUACUACUGGUAUACUGAUCAGAGAAAAUAUGGUACAUGCCCGCACGGUGGAUAUGGUUUGGGAUUGGAACGCUUCCUAACCUGGAUUCUGAAUAGGCACCAUAUCCGAGAUGUCUGUCUCUACCCACGCUUUGUCCAGCGCUGCAAACCUUAGCGGGCCUUGUGGUACCUCCCAGAAAAUGGGGCAUCUGAUGCUUGGGAAAGAACGAUACACUCUGCUGUAUGACAGCCUGUCUGAGAGCAGGACUUACUGCAACCUGUUGCU
This is a messenger RNA of Balearica regulorum gibbericeps (East African grey crowned-crane), 1764 nucleotides long. NCBI's taxonomy places the organism in Eukaryota, Metazoa, Chordata, Aves, Gruiformes, Gruidae. The record is from RefSeq and is a predicted model, not a curated record.